Messenger RNA from Phytomonas sp. EM1, 731 nucleotides. Lineage: Eukaryota; Euglenozoa; Kinetoplastea; Trypanosomatida; Trypanosomatidae. The record is from the annotation of a GenBank genome assembly.
AAAACUUGUACAUCAAAAAAAAGUGAUUCAGGUAUCUCCGAUAAUCAAUUAAACUCAAAAACAUGCCUAUUACUCAAAACCCGGCGGCAGAAGAUUUGCACGAUAAUCGCACCUGUGUGCAUGGUAGAUGGACUUCACGGAACUCCUGUCUAUGCGAUCCUGGCUAUCGGACUGCUAUUACAGAUGAAAACACUGCUCCAAGUACCAUCUUAUGUGACUUUGCAAUACCCUCUCAAAACGUUAUGCCCCUUCCGUUUUAUAAGAAUAAUACUUUGGUGAUUUGUGCAGCUUUCAUUGCUGGUCUAUUACUGAUUGUCAUUUGUUUUGUCAUCUGCAAAUACGUGCGGAAGCGCAAAAAUCGUGGCAAUGAGAGUUCGCCUAGGAACCCUAAGGCUGAAGCUAGAUCAUAUGUUACUAAUACGCUUGCACCAGCGCCUAUGGGAAGCCCCGAAUAUUAUGGUGAAUUCAAUGCACAUCUUUCUAAUCCAGUUAUGAACAUGAACCACUGUAUGCCUGUCGCGAACCAAAGACGUCUUGAAAUAAUGCUAAUGCAGGCUCAACGACCUCAAUCAGAACUAUGUUACACAGUUCCUUUCCCCGAACCAUCGUGGCAACCGAACGGAGCCGGUGUGGAGAAUGAUAGGUAUGUCUAUAUGAAUACCGUUUCAGAGCGCAAUCCGGGUGCGCGCCCCGAGCUGGUUGCUGUUUGUUGUCAUGACAAGCCCUUGUGA